AGGUUCAACUUCACACUCACAGCUCUGUUUCUUUUUUUGUCCUGUGUUUAUAAAGAACACUCAGGAGGCAGCCUUUCCAGAAACGAGAACUGAGCUCUCUAUGGUUCUGUCACCGCCAGUCUGGUCUAACCAGAUUAUCAGAGGAUGAAACUGUUCUGGGCAAUUCAACUGAACAUAAUUUGUGCAACUAAAACAAACCUACUCAGAUGCAAGUAUUUUAUGUGGUUAAUACUGCUUGACCUAUCGUUAAGCUUUAUGCUUCACAGCUCUUCUGGGAAACGCUGUCAGUCUUCCGCGGGGCUGCAAAUCAGAUAGGAAAUCUCAUCCUGCUCCGAUUUCAGCAGAGAACGGCUCUGAUUUGAAGGGGUGAGGACGCAGCCAGGCACUGACCAGUUCUCCUGUGCUUCUGGUGCCUUCAGACCCUUCUGUUCAUCAUCAGAAUGGCGUAUGCCUGGUAUUGGCUUGAUGACUUGGGGCAGUGGAUUGAAUAUGGGAAAGAGCACCCGAUUUACCCCCAUGCCACAGUAAAUUCUGCAGAUCUGGAGGAGGCAUUUCUAGCUGACCAGAGAGGCACUCUGACAUUUUGUGCUGGUUCUCAGAUGUAUGAAUUAAACUUCAAAGACAUGGUCCAAAGAAAUGUGGUCUAUGCAACUCAAAGAAAAGUUAUGCGGCUGCCAAAAAAUUUGUACUCUCGACGUGAGCAGGACAAAAGCCUGUAUACAGAACCAUCAUGUUCACUUUAUCCUCCAGAAUGGGACCAAUCAGCACUGCCUGAAAUUGGGUACAAGUUGGUAGAUGUUGGCAACACUUCCAGUGAAUACAGAAGAAUUGAGAGUCUGUUUCAGAAGACGAUGAAAGACUACAGCAUCUGCCGGCUGCAGAGGAUCCAGAACCCAACCCUUUGGCAAAUUUUUCAGUGGCAGAAGGAGCACAUGAAGAAGCUCCACAAAUCAAACUGGGUGGAUGAGCGGCUUCUGUUCCACGGGACAAACGCAUCUCAUGUGCCAGCCAUCUGUGAGCAGAAUUUUGACUGGAGGAUCUGUGGCACUCAUGGGACAAUGUACGGAAAAGGAAGCUACUUCGCCAGAGAUGCCAGUUAUUCUCAUGAGUACUGUUCCUCUAGGAUCAGCCGCUACAGCAUGUUUGUAGCUCAGGUCCUUGUUGGGAAAUUUGUUCGAGGGGACUCUGAAUACCUUCGUCCUCCACCCACACCAAACAAUCGCAACAGACUUUAUGACAGCUGUGUGGAUAACCCGGAAAACCCUUCCAUCUUUGUCAUCUUUGAGAAGCUCCAGAUUUACCCUGCCUAUAUCUUGGAGUACAGCAGCAGUUCUCUAUGUGUGAUCCUUUAAUGAAUGGCAGAAUAUUCUUUGUAUUUACACUGAAACGUUUUAAUAAAUCUUUUCAUUCAUGUUUGUACAGUUUUAGAA
Tympanuchus pallidicinctus (lesser prairie-chicken) is the source of this 1430-nucleotide messenger RNA. RefSeq names its product protein mono-ADP-ribosyltransferase PARP12-like. The transcript has 8 exons. Bases 441 to 1352 code for a protein of 303 amino acids. Lineage: Eukaryota; Metazoa; Chordata; Aves; Galliformes; Phasianidae. The record is from RefSeq and is a predicted model, not a curated record. Gene Ontology annotation, molecular function: NAD+ poly-ADP-ribosyltransferase activity.